This is a messenger RNA of Osmia bicornis bicornis, 3383 nucleotides long. RefSeq lists its product as uncharacterized. Gene Ontology annotation, biological process: chromatin remodeling; regulation of transcription by RNA polymerase II. Gene Ontology annotation, cellular component: NuA4 histone acetyltransferase complex. The record is from RefSeq and is a predicted model, not a curated record. Gene Ontology annotation, molecular function: histone binding. The transcript is spliced from 5 exons. Lineage: Eukaryota; Metazoa; Arthropoda; Insecta; Hymenoptera; Megachilidae. The coding region runs from base 346 to 3231 and encodes 961 amino acids.
CCUCGAAAAUAAAGUCAUGUUCAGCCUAGUUCAGCCUUGUUAGACAGUAAAUCAUGGUAUUGGAUAUAUUUGCAAUCAUAGUAUCAUACAUGUAAUCACUCCUGUAUGAUAAUCGUUAUCAGAUAUCUAAUGAAUACUUGUGUUUUAUGUAUAACAUUCCCCAGUGAUUGAGAUUUACUUAAAAGAAAAAUAUAACCUCUACCAUUUGUUUACACAGAGUUUUGUCUCAAUAUUUCCAUAGAAUCAUAAGUCCCUGUGAAUGCUUCGAAAUAAACAGAAAGUGUUGUCUGUUUAUACUGACAGUAGUUCAUUGAACUAUCACAUGUUCGAAAUUGAGCAUGGUAAAUGAGUGCCUUAAAAGAUCAAGAUCCCGAUUACGGGCCGUCCGUUGCGAAUAAUGAGAAGCAUCAACGAAUUUACGAAGAAAAUGCACGUAGCAGUACUGCAAGGAAAAUAACAGCUAUAAUUGAAAGAGAAUUUUCGCAAGAAAUUGAUGUAAAGGAGAAAGAAGUUCUAGAAAUUCAAGAGAGAUUACAUAGAGCAUCAAAAGUUCUUCAUCUUUUACGUUACGUCAUUGUGGCUGAUUUCUAUAAUCGCAAGCAGUGUCAAAAUUCACAGAAUGUAGAAGCUAAACAAACUCAGAUUCAUCCCGCGAUAAAACAGUUGAUUGGUAAAUUACCAAAAUCAUUUGAUAGUUCAGUUCCUACAUCGUCGAGUAAUGAAAGUUACUUUGGAAGCUCACAAUUAUUUUCAACGUCUAACGCAAUAGAUUGCGCUAUAGUAAAAAAAGAAAAAUCAGUAGAAGAAACAAGCGAACAUAGCCGCGUAGAGAAAAGAAAUAACGAUGUGAACGAAGAAUCAAGACCGAAGAAAAUUCCGCGGUAUAUUCCACCAAAAAGUGGAAUUCCGGAGUCUCAGUGUCCGUCGAGAGGCAUCAGGCACAAAGUUAGAAAACGGAUAAUUAUUGGAAACAUUUCAAAAUGGAUUCCUCCAGAAUGGAGGGAAGAUGCAGCUAGUCACAAGUGGACAAUGUAUGUUCGCGGAAAUAAAGAAAAUCCUAUUAUCGAUGAUUUUGUUAGUAAAGUAAGAUUCUUUUUGCAUCCUAGCUACAGACCUAACGACGUCGUAGAAGUUACAUCGGUGCCAUUUUGUCUAUCAAGACGUGGAUGGGGUGAAUUUCCACUGAGAGUACAGUUACAUUUUAAAUGUGCACUCAAUAAACCAAUGGAUAUAAUUCAUUAUCUGAAAUUAGACCGUACUUAUACUGGGCUUCAAACUUUAGGUGCUGAGACACUUGUUGAUAUAUGGAUAUACGCAGAUCCUCGCAAUUCCAAACGAAUCACCGGUAAAACAGAGCAAGAUUUCAUCGAGAAUGAAAACGAUUGUAAAGUAAAAAUAGAAAAUAAUGAAGAUUUAAAUCAAGAGCAUGAUUCUAUCAACAACACCGUAAACGAAUCGAUAGAUAAAGAUUGUAAUGUUGUCGUGAAAAAAGAAUGUUCAGACUACAUCAGUGUUAAUAAUGAAAUUUCAAUAAAUACCAAACAAUUGCAAUUGUACAUAGAUCUCGAUCACGAUUAUUGUGGAUCAAGAUAUCUUAACGAUUCUGAAGGAAAUUUAACUAUUGAUCACUCGUUAACAACGUUUAGAAGAACUGAUUCAUCGUUGAAUAAAGUUACCAAAGAAAACCAAGAAAACUGCCAACAAAAAGAGGACAAAGAGGAAACGAGCGUGAACAGUAGUAAUUCAGAUUCAACUAAAUCAAAGAUAAAAGAAGAAACAAUUAACACAGAGAUAAAUGAAUUGGACCGAAACAAAGAAAAAGCAUUUCCAUUAGGUUGUUCUAAACUUCAAUCAGAUCUUCGCCCUUUACAAAUUACCAUUCCACCAUUGUUCGAGGCCUCUGGAAGUAAACAUGUCUUGGUACUAGAAAACAAUCAGACAAUUCCAGUGGAUAUCGCAGUUCCACGCACAGCCGAUGAUCAUCAGAUGAAAUCAAAAAUAAGUUUCACUGCUUCUCGUGGUAUUAGUUUAUUAAAGAAACCUUCGGGUUCAGAAACAACGAUCCAAGUACGAAAUCCUAAUGGGACGAACGUUCAACAGGGAUUGAAGCUUCAGUUAUCUAAAAGUAUUCUUCUAAAUGUAAACUCUAAUGUACCAGUAUUAAAAAUAGCUGAAAGAAGGAAUUCGUUAAACGUAGAAAAGGAAUUAACUUGCGAAAUGAAAAUAAAUCAACACGAAUUGAAAGAACAGAAAUUAUCUCGUCAGAGGAUCACAUUGGGCAAAGAUAAACAUAAACUCCAAAGUAGAAAGGAAUUUUACGACGAUAUUCUUGAAUCAAUAGAAACUGUAAAAAUUGCUAAUAUUCAAGGACUGCUGCGCUUUAUUAUUAGAAGAAUGCCAAUGAUAACUAGAGACGCUUUAGACUAUGAUUACAGACGACUUCAUCCUUAUGCUUGUUCAAGCGAAGAAGAAUUCUUUCAGUAUAAUUAUGCUAAACGAAAUGCUUGCGAAUGGAAUCGAGCAAAAAUGAUAAGAAGUUUCAUUAAAAAAAGGUCGUCGUUUACGGAGGAGGAAUUAUGGAGUAUAAAAGAAAUAAUGAUUUGGUCACGGUUACAUGGUUACACACCUCUUCGUUCAGAUUUUCCAAUUAGAUCGCUCCAUCAACAAAAGAAUUUACCCGAUUCAACGAUUGUUAAAAGCAUGUUUACGUGUACCGAACCCGAUACGUUUUCUAAAUGGCUUCAAACCUAUCCAGCUCGACAUAAUGAUAAUUUAUUUCACUCUAAUUCCCAAGCGAAUGAGAUCGAUACCGAGGUGGAUGUUGUAAAUGUCGACGACUCGAUGAAAAAUAUAAAAAGAGAGAAGAAAGGAAGUAAUGAAGUUCCUGAUACGAAAAUCGCUGCGAUGAAUCUUGAUACUAAAUCGGUACCACUUUAUAAUUUCGUUCAUGAAACUGCUAGAGAAAUUGGUGUUGAAUUAGUAUCCGAAGAAAUUGUGCCAAAUGUUGUAUACUGUGCAUCUGGUCGAACGAUGAUGAGAGCUGUCGAAUGCCUCGUAGAAGACCUGGUUAGAAUGUCAUUGGCGAAAGCUUGGGAACGAUGUGGUGAUGAUGGAUAUCCGAAAGUAAUCGUUUUGGACGAUGUGCGUGGAGCUCUUUUAAAUCGUGAAGAGUUCGAUAUUUUCACGAACGAAGGAUUAGGUUCCAAGUAUCGAUUAUCAAUGAUGGAAUAAUUGAAAAGCAUAGAAAACGUAAGGAAAAUAAUGCUACCGUAUUUAACGUUCAAGCAAUAAAAAUCUACUAUGAGUAAUUUGCUUCAAGGCAGUGUGUCUCAUUCUUGUACAAAUUUAUAAAUUUCAAUAAAGUAUAUGAAAUUUUGUACGAA